CUUACACACACUCCCUUAACAGACUCCUGCUCUCAGUUUCAACCAACACAUGGAAAUGGAGAACCAAAUGGAAAGCCAGAAGAGACGAGGACAGAGCCAAGACGAUUUAAUAUCUGAAAGGACAGGAGCUUUGGGAUGCGUUGGCUGGAUCUUAGUCAUUCUCUCUGGCCUCCUCACAUUUCUCCUCUUCCCCAUCACCAUCUGGUUCUGCCUGAAGAUUAUUCAGGAGUAUGAGCGCGCUGUCAUCUUCAGACUGGGCCGCAUUACAGACAGAAAGGCUAAAGGACCAGGAAUUUUCUUCAUUUUGCCGUGCACUGAUACCUUUGUGAAAGUGGAUCUGCGAACAGUUUCCUUUGACAUCCCACCACAAGAGAUCCUGACCAAAGACUCAGUUACUGUUUCUGUGGACGGAGUGGUGUACUUCCGGGUCAGUGACCCCAUUGCCUCUGUGGCCAACGUGUCCAAUGCUGACUUCUCCACCCGUCUGCUGGCUCAAACCACCCUCAGAAAUGUCCUGGGGACUAAGAACCUAGCAGAGCUCUUGUCUGACCGCGAGGGCAUCGCUCACAGCAUGCAGUCCAAUCUAGAUGAAGCAACCGACCACUGGGGCAUCAAGGUCGAGCGUGUGGAAAUUAAAGAUGUGAAGCUGCCACACCAGCUGCAGAGAGCCAUGGCUGCUGAGGCAGAGGCUUCACGAGAGGCCAGAGCCAAGGUGAUUGCAGCCGAAGGAGAGAUGAAUGCAUCUCGUGCCCUGAAGGAGGCAUCUCUGGUGAUCGCAGAGUCUCCGUCAGCCCUGCAGCUUCGCUACCUGCAAACUCUCAACACCAUCGCAGCAGAGAAGAACUCCACCAUCAUCUUCCCCCUGCCCAUGGAUGUCAUAUCUCACUUCAUGCGAAAGUGAUACCUCAGUUUGCUCUAAAGUCUACUCAGUGAAACAGCAAUUGGAUCAGAUCAGGAUACAUUUGUACUCCUUGUAAAGUAAAUUGAUAGCAUAACAUAUAAUUCAAUGCAUGUAUGGUUGCCAUUUCAUCAGACUUAUAAAAUAAAAUGUUUAUAUAGUCAAGCUGUAAUCAGGCCAGGCUUGUGAACCAAUGGUAUUUUAAUUAAAUCAACUGCAGUCAGCAUAGUUUACAUGACAAAAUAUAUAAUAAAACUGUUAUAAUAUGUUGUUAAAAUUAUAUAUUAGAUAUGGCCUUAUUUGUGAUUUAUAUAUGAUGCAGAAGUAAUCUUUUUUUGAUACUGAAAUACAUAUAAAAUAUUUUUAAAUAGUCAUUUUGAGUUAUGAGAGCAUGUUUAUGUUGUUUAAUGUUGAAAAAAAAACCUGUAUUUUUUUCAUGCUAUCUGUAUGAUUUUGAGCGCAUAUGGUCAGUGUUUGGUCUUCUGUAUUUGCGCUCUCAGUGUCUCUGCACCAUCAUUGCAGCCAGGGAAUGGCACAGUAAUUGCACUUCCUACCUUAUAUAUAAUAUAGUUGCAACAUCAUAACCUUAGGUAUGUCCUCAGAGCUAGUGUAAAGACUUCCAGCUCCUGUGCCUUUCUCUUUGGAUGCAGUGUUUUGGUCUUUAUCUAGUACCUCAAGCUCUUUUAUAAUCAAAAGAGACAUGGGAAUAUCACUUUUACCGUAUGGGACCUUUAAAUAAAACAAUGGCAUCUCAUGACUUUUCUUUAAUUAUUUUAAUACUGUGUUCUCCCCAAAAAGUACAAAUAAAAGCAUCAACAUACUUUGUAUACAUUACAUGUUGAACUAUCUCAUUCCUCGUCCUCUAGGCGUCCUACGCUACAGUUACAUUUUGACCAUCACAAAUGCGGAGAGGUAAACGAAGAGAAAGGGA
Molecule: messenger RNA, 1829 nt
Organism: Centropristis striata (black sea bass)
Lineage: Eukaryota; Metazoa; Chordata; Actinopteri; Perciformes; Serranidae
Gene: stoml3b
Product: stomatin (EPB72)-like 3b
Exons: 7
Coding region: 50-901 (283 amino acids)
Cellular component (GO): plasma membrane
Source: RefSeq, a predicted model, not a curated record